AUGGCUUUAACGCCUGCUGAAAAGCAGCGACGUUAUAGGGAACGACGCAAAAAGGAUCCUGAAAAAGAAGCUGCAAAUAAAAGAAAAGACCUCGAAAGAUACCAUGCAAAGAAACGUUUAGUGAAAAACGCAACGUCACAGGAACACCGAGCAAUAAAAAAAUGGCGCGCUGCAAAUGCCAGACGGAGGGACCGGACCAAGGCUCUUCGUGUAGUAAUGCAUACUCCAGAAUCUUCACCGGGAAUUAUGACUCCACGUUCACGUACUCCAACUCCGCUGGGUCCAAACCAAGUUCUGCCACGAGUUCUACCGUCGAAUCGCCGUUUAUCAACCCCUCAACUAUUGACUCCCCAUGAAAGUAGCCCUAGUUCAACGACAUCUGCAGCAAAAUGGGGCCGGAAACAAUUAAAAAGAAACAGAACAAAACUGUUUAAAUAA
This is a messenger RNA of Parnassius apollo (apollo), 438 nucleotides long. The record is from the annotation of a GenBank genome assembly. Lineage: Eukaryota; Metazoa; Arthropoda; Insecta; Lepidoptera; Papilionidae.